AUGACUUCAAUCUCGCUCCCUUUUCAGUCCCAGCCGACCGGUUUUGCCCAGCAUUUCGAUUCCCCCGACCAGCCGAUCGCGGAUCCCAGUCGUCAUCUCACCAUGCCCGCAACGCUACCCAAUCCGCCGUUUGUGUUUCCCGCCAGGGACGCAGAUGUGUCCGACAACCAGUCCGAAACUCCUGGGCCUCGGACACCACCCCAGCUUCCUGCAUUUUCAUUCAAUCCCGGGGCAGGCCCGUCUCCACAGCCAACUCAGCCAUACAACCCUCGGCUGAGUGCCCAUCGGCGACGGCCUAGCGAAUUUGUUGGGGGUGAGCAACUGGUGACACCAGAAUCCGUGGAUGACAAAAAGGAAGACCCGGCGGCGUCGUCUACCCUGCCUCCACCGGGUCCUCCUGGCCCUGGCAGAGGCCCGGGACGACGUGGUCAUGCCCAUCGUCGGUCGGCGGCUAUUUCUGGUGUUGAUCUGAAUGCCAUUUCAAAGGCGCUCGGCACGAACCCAGCUGCUCCGAGCGCGCCCGUCACACCUUCCGAAAGGGGAUUCGAUGACAUUUCGAGGCCGUUAUCUUAUUCAGCCUCAAGUCUCGGCCGUCUCUCGCCUCCCGGUUCUCCAGGGAUUCCACCCGUCCCGCCUCUCCCUUCCGCCAUCUGCGUUGAGCCUGCUCCUGAUGACACCCCCAACACCGACGGAACUGUCUCUAUCCUCUCCAACGAGACACCUACCAAUACCGCGGCGAUCAAUCCCCCACAGCCCCAUAACCCUGCUAGAGAUGGUACACUUUCUUUCGCCGAUGGUGGCCCGACGCCGCGUGACCGCAAGCCCAAGCCACGGCCGAAAACUGCUGAUGCGUCUUUGGCAUUUGAUUUGAUCCAGAGUAGCAAGUCCAGCGGAGUAUCUUCGGUCAAACGGUCCAAGUCUUCAGGACACUCGCGCUCCCGAAAGAGUAUGUCAAGGGGUUUGCUUGAUGCCGCCCUUUCGAGUCACUCGGCUGAAGAUGCUCGCUCUACCGACACGUCUCGUCGCUCGUUUUCGAAUGACGAUGGUUCAGAUACUUCUAGCGACAGUGAACACGACAGUGGAUUUUUGUCUGCGAAGAAGCCGUCUUCUAAAUCCAAGAAGAAAAAGAGAGUUCGCUCUUGGGCCGGUGCCAUCCUAACGCGGGGCAAGAGCAAGGGCAAGCGGGGUGCGAAACUGAAUCUCGCAUGUAAAGCACCGACUCCUUCGCCCCCUGCGCUCAGUCGAACCAACUCCGACAUCGGGUCUGUCGAUUUUGAUGAUGAUCAUAUUGUUGUCCUUCGGACCCCCACCAACCCGGUUGCGCCUGUCUCGGAGGCUGAACGCAGCCGGGACAGCCUUCCCGUUCCUCUGCCAUCUCUUGAAACUGCGUGGAAACCUCGCAGCUUUUACGAACAGGGGAGGCAGGACGAUACAGUGAGCAGCCCGAUCAUCGACCUUGAUGCCGCACUCGGUCCGUUCAAUACCCCAACCAUUCAGCCAGCAGUGGGAGCCGCUAGCAACUUCACAUUGGCUACACAGCGCAUGUACAGCGGUGGACGACGAGGCGAGUUCAUUGGUCCAGAGAUGCGAUAUCACCGACGAGCAGAAAGUGCCCCAACUCUUCCCCCGUUUGAUCGCAGCGCUUUGGUUGCAUCCUCCCGUCUCAGCGUGGCCCCCGUCUUGGAAAAUGCGGAUGUCUUUGAUGAGGAGGAAGAGGAUGCUUUUCUCGCCGAGAAUAUCCAAUCUCCCAAGCCUGACGCACCUCCUGCUCAAAAUUCCGUCACUAUGUCGGAUGACGAGAAGACGUCGGUCAAGAGCGACAACUCUUCCAACAGUUUGACUCGGCCGACAGCUACCAGUGACGCUCCUCAGCAUACUGGAUUAGGUCUUCAGGAGGAUCAGUCAGCCAUUCCCAAUGCGCCAACCGAACCCGAGAAGCCGAUGCAAGAUGUUGGCAACGUAUUCCUCGACCCUCCUCAAAACUCAGUGGAGAUUAUAAAGUCGGAGGAGGGCGGAGACAGAGCGCCAGGGCCUUCUAGCCCGGAUGUCUCGCCACGCUUCUUGGCCGUUGAGAAGCGACCGGCUUCGUCUCCAAUGGAGUUCAUGCCCACCAUCCCUCCAUUUGCGCUUUCUGCUGGGGUUUCGCCUUCUGAUUCAUCGUUUCCGUCCCCUGGGGCGCCAAGGACACCGUUUGACCGUACCUUUUCGAGCCAUUCUUACCAUCAUCUGCCUUCGGAAUUUCCGCAUGCAUCGGUUGAGGAUGUCCCAUCCCUCACCAGCAGUGCAUCGACCAUGACGAAUACCAUGCAUCGCUUCUCUGCUACUUUCUUAGCCCGUGCUCGUCCCUCAACCGACCGCGCCGCGUCGUUUUCAGUUGGUCUCAACCGACGAACCGACCCCGCGAAUUCACCGAAGCGGUCCAGCUUGGCUAGCCUGUCCAAGCUGAUGAGCGGGCCUUCAGAACGGAGCAAAUUGAGCCAAGAAGAGAAGCCUCCCGGUGAUUCCCCCGACAAGACCACGAGGAAGGGUCGCCGAAUCAGUCGACUCAUGCACUUCUGGAAACAGAAGGACAAAGACAAGUUCUCGGCAGAGACAGCCUCGGCACCUCGCCCUCGCGCCCGGCCCACCUCGUGA
Penicillium lagena is the source of this 2634-nucleotide messenger RNA. RefSeq names its product putative cell wall proline rich protein. Bases 1 to 2634 code for a protein of 877 amino acids. Lineage: Eukaryota; Fungi; Ascomycota; Eurotiomycetes; Eurotiales; Aspergillaceae. The record is from RefSeq and is a predicted model, not a curated record. The transcript has a single exon.